Molecule: messenger RNA, 618 nt
Organism: Oncorhynchus nerka (sockeye salmon)
Lineage: Eukaryota; Metazoa; Chordata; Actinopteri; Salmoniformes; Salmonidae
Exons: 1
Source: RefSeq, a predicted model, not a curated record
AGUAGUAGUAGUAGUAGUAGUAGUAACAGUAGUAGUAGUAGUAGUAACAGUAGUAGUAAUAGUAGUAGUAGUAACAUUAGUAGUAGUAGUAACAGUAGUAGUGGUAGUAACAGUAGUAGUAAUAGUAGUAACAGUAGUAGUAGUAACAGUAGUAGUAGUAACAGUAGUAGUGGUAGUAGUAACAGUAGUAAUAACAGUAGUAGUAGUAGUAGUAGUAGUAGUAGUAGUAGUAGUAACAGUAGUAGUAACAGUAGUAGUAGUAGUAACAGUAGUAGUAGUAGUAACAGCAGUAGUAGUAGUAGUAGUAACAGUAGUAGUAGUAGUAGUAACAGUAGUAGUAGUAGUAGUAACAGUAGUAGUAGUAGUAACAGUAGUAGUAACAGUAGUAGUAGUAACAGUACCAGUAGUAGUAGUAACAGUACCAGUAGUAGUAGUAACAGUACCAGUAGUAGUAGUAGUAGUAGUAGUAGAAGUAACAGUACCAGUAGUAGUCGUAACAGUACCAGUAGUAGUAGUAGUGGUAGUAGUAACAGUAGUAGUAGUAGUAGUAACAGUAGUAGUAGUAUUAACAGUAGUAUUAACAGUAGUAGUAACAGUAGUAGUAACAGUACCAGUAGU